Messenger RNA from Pelobates cultripes (western spadefoot toad), 40273 nucleotides. The record is from the annotation of a GenBank genome assembly. Lineage: Eukaryota; Metazoa; Chordata; Amphibia; Anura; Pelobatidae.
UAAUGGUUUUAUACAACAUUUGACUUCAAUUGCAUUUUACGCAGAUUUGUAAUCAAUGCAUUUUCACAGGUGAAUAUUUUUGGGAGCUCAGUCAUGGGAAGCUUCCAAUGACUCCUAAGAAGAAUUACCCAAAACUAAUUUCUACUAAGUGGAAAGAGCUCCCCCCUUCAAUUGAUGCUGCUAUUAGAAUGCAAAACCCAACUGCGGACCAAGAUGGGAAGAUUUUCUUCUUUAAGGUAAAACAUUUAUAUAUAAUUUCUUGCACUGUCAAUUUGCCAUAAAGCUGCCAAGCUGCAGAUUUUUGCAAUAGUGAAAAAUAAAUAUCCAGAACAUAUCCUUCUGCAUCAAUAACGAUGUUGUUAUGAGUAAAAAGUGGUCACUGGUGGAUCUGGGUUAAGUGCACCAGGGCAGCAGGACUGGCAGCAGGGGCUAGCUGACGGCUUAUUUCCACUCCCAUCCCAAAACACCUGCUUCCAAGUUACUAAAAAAAAAAAAAGAAUUGCCAGAGCCACCACUUGAUAAAAACUAUAUUCCCAGCAGCCACUAAAAAGCAUAAAAAUUUCCAAGACGUUAUAACAUAUGUGCAGUCAACUUGAUAAUUGCUUGAUGGGUGAGACAAAUAGUUGUUGUAGCUUCCCCCAGAGACCUUCCCAGUUGGUCUCUUAAUAGCAGAAAUAACGAAAGAAACAACUGGGAAUACAUCUACAAAUAAGUUAUGGUACUCACAAGAUAUAAGGGUGUAAAGAGACAAUAUAUGCAUAAUAAAGCACCAUAAUAACUUAAUCUAAACAUAGGAAAGCAUUGAAAAUUGUUUCAAUGCUUUCCUAUGGGGAUUUCAGCGAUGCUAUACCACAGAAAAUCUGUGCUAUAAACCUGGAAGUGCCCUCUAGUGGUUGUCUAGUAGACAGCCACUAGAGGAGGAGUUAUCCCUGCAAUGUAAAUAUUGCAGUUCAUGAAAACUGCAUUAUUUACAGUUGCAGGGUUAAGGGUAGUGGUAGUUGUCACCCAGACCACUCCAAUGGGCAGAAGUGGUCUGUGUGCUGGAGUGUCCUCUUAAAGCUUCCAGAAGUCAUAUUUAAAAACCUUACACUAUAAAAUUGUCAGUAUUUUUUUUUUUUUUUCUCACACAAUGCUUUUAGUACUUAACCAUCAAGCUGAUAUGAAGCUAUCAUUUAUCAUUUGGUACUGUUAUAAGCUUCCACUAGAAAUCUCCAAGGUUACAGCAGUUCUCAGCAGAACACUAAAUUCCAUAUCCACAAGUUUGUCACAUUCUCAUAUCAAUGAAUUUCACCUGACUGCCUGGCUUUGAGACAAGUAUAAAAUUAAUCUUGGCCACUUACUCAAAGCUUAUUGUUCCAGUAUGUUAAAUUAAAAGUCCCAUUUGAGUUUAUACAUAGUGUUUAAAAAGACAAAAGCCUAAUUAAGUGUAUAUAAAGCAAAUCUAUCAAUAACUGGAAAUACAUCAAACUGACAUAUUGAUCAAAAAUACUAAUAAAAGUUAAACAGAAUAUAGAAGUUAAUAUUUAUUCAAACAAGUUGCAAUGUAACCUUUUAAAAAAUGCAGAUAUUGUUGUUAACAUUAUUAAGAAAAACAAGGAAGGUUUUUUUGUAAUACAAAAAAUGUUGCUAUUAAUUACUUUAUUUAUAAUAUGUAAAUUAGUAAAAUAUAAAUUUACUGUUUAUCAGUCCUAUAAAUGAAAUAAUUUGAGAAACUCCUAUAUCACACCCUUUUGGUACAAUGUGGCCAAUUUAUUGUCCAUCCUCCUAAAAAGAACCAAAGAGCCAGACCCAGAAGCUUUUCUUCUUUUUAUGUGGCCAAAUGCCUCACCAUAUACAGACCACAAAUGAAUAUUCCAUUUGUUGAUCACAGCUAACACUCUACUAGCCAGGGCACGGAAGUCUACAUCUGUACCUAGUACAAAAACCUUAUUAUGGUUGAUAUCCCAGAAUUGGUCAUUAGUGAUGUCCCAAACGGUUCGCCGCUGACGGCGAACAUAUGCGCUGUUCGGUCCGCCCCCUUUGUCAUCAUUGAGUAAACUUUGACCCUGUACCUCACAGUCAGCAGACACAUUCCAGCCAAUCAGCAGCAGACCCUCCCUCCCAGAUCCUCCCACCUCUAGGACACUAGGAACAGGUCCUGCUACAGGACUCGUCGGCUGAGACACCCACUUAAGGGAAGUGGGAGCAAAAAAAGAGACUGCAAGAGCGGCUGGAGGAGUAUGGAUACCCAGCCUCCGAAGCGAGUAACCUAGACAUCAGAGACCAGGUCCGAUACAUACUCUGGACCGAGGUACUGGAGGACGUUCAGGCUCUCCGGAGGGAAUCAAUUGCAACCCGAGAACAGCGACUGAGGGAUCAGCUGGAUCUACGGAUGCCUCUCCUGGGAGAGCAACCCCUGGAGGAUUGGGUGACUGAACUGGAGACACUGGUCUGGCAGGAACUGUGGGUGGAUGAUGCUUACUGGGCCUUACGGUGGCAUGCAAUCCAGCUGUACCCGUGGAUAGCAGACGGCGAACCCCCAGAGGGAUACAACUACGAUGGACCUGGUCUCCUAUGGGAUUAUUUAGGAGAUCCCUUCGGGUUUUGGGACCUAGACUUCAGAUACCCAUACCUUUCUCGCUUCUGGGUCAUCCAAGAGGAAUGGGAAGGUUGCUUGAACCUGGCAGGGAUAACCGAGCUGCAGUCGGAUCUGUACUAUCUGGCUAACCUAGAGUGGGAGAUCGAACAGAGCUAUGCAUGCCUCCUCCAUAGCAUAGAACCAUCUGGCUCAAGAGUAAUUCUGCUUAUGGACGCAGCACCCCAGGGAGAAAAGUGCUCCAUCCUUCCUCCCCAGAGGCAGUAUGAGGUCCAGGGAGGGAAGCGCUCCAUCCUUCCUCCCCAUUAGCAGUGUGAGGUCCAGGGAGGGAAGCGCCCUGUCCUUCCUCCCCAGUGGCAGUGUGAGGUCCAGGGAGGGAAGCCAGACACUGCCGCUGGGGAAUGAGACCGACUGUCUCCAUUCCCUGGUCCUCCCCAGCGGCAGUGUGAGGUCCAGGGAAUGGAGACAACCGGUCUCGUUCCCCAGCGGCAGUGUGAAUUAUCAGGAGAGAUAACCACAGGUACGGAGGGUGUCGUGGCUGGGACUGCGGUCGCCAUGGGCACCCAGCAGGUAGAAGACUCCUCCGACUCCUUCUGGAGCUGAGCCCAGAGAUCUGGUAUGGUCGGGUCAGCAGGUAGCAGAGGAAACUAUGGUGGCCUCUACCCCUUUCCCUAAGGAUGCUCUGGCAUCUUCCCCAGGAGCAGAUGAAUGUGGAGGCGCGCCAAUUCAAACUGGGUUCGGGCCAUUCUCCUUGUUGGUUGGCACAAGUAAAGCGAUGAAUGGAGUGCCCUCUGUUUGGUGGCGAAACCCCCCUUGUCCCUGGGCGUUGAUUGGUGCAAAUUAGUUUCACGCCUUUCAGCGGAUUGGUGCAAUCGGGAUUCGCGCCCUUUCCCCUGAUUGGGCGGCGAAACCCCCUCCACCCAGAGCGCUUUAUUUGCGCCAACCAAGCGUUCUCCUGGGUAGUCACGAGCCUUGCCUUGUAGCGCCCAGGUAGGGGACAGGGCAAGUGAUUACAGCUCCUUUAGGAGCAGGUAGAGUGGUCCCCGACAAGGGGACUGAAGACAGGGUGAGCAGGCUGGUUUGGCAUCCGAAUGCUGCCCCCCAUUGGCGUAAGGCUAUACGAACCGGCAGCCACCCAGGGGCAGCACACGCCACUUGUUACCAUGCGGUCUGCGGUUUCACACCUCGUUAGCAAGGUGUGAACAUUCUAACCACACAUUCUAAUUGGAAUAGCAGGGUGGUCCGGCGCACGGUGUACCGUGCGUCGGAGCGCCCCCAUGUGGCUGAAAAGUGAAAUACACCAUGCAUUGCCAAAUACAAAGGGAAACACACAUUUAACAAGGGAAAUGUCCCAUCACAGUAAUAUUUUUACAUAAUUAAGUAAUUUUAUUGAUUGCAAUAUGAGGGACCUGCCUGACUACCCUGGCAGAAAGUCCUGAGAAUUUAAUUUGCUAGCACUGUAUUUAACCCUGUAACUUUUCAUGACACCCUGAAACCUGUACAUGGGGGUUAGAUAUGUGCAAUUUGUUUCGAUCUGAAUAUGAAUUCGGGCAAUUCGGACAUUCGGGUACUUCCGAAUGUCCGAAUAGCCGAAGUGCCGAGGUCCCGAAGUUACGAAAUUACCGAAGUUCCAAAGCACAGUAUUGCCUAAGUACUAAUAUACUUAUCCAGUGGAAGAAGAAGAAUGUUACACUGUAUACAAGUUUAAAUAAAAAGUAAACAAACGUAGCCAGGAUUCAGCUGUAAGCAUUUGCAACACUUACAACAAUCAAGUAACAUACAUUCAUAUAAAAUGUAAGUUACUUAGCCUGUCAAUGGAAUGACAGGAAUGAAUAAGUAGAUAACUCCCUAAUUCCCAUGGUAUUAGGGAGCUAUCUACUAAAAGGCUGAAAGACCUAAAUUGGUCUUUCAGACAAAUGUACUAAUACUAAGUAAAGAUUACUUAGUAUUAGUAAAUUAUGCCCCUAUUCGCUAAACCGUGAGUAGGGGCAUGUCUAGUAAACAGUGAGCAGCCAGAGGCUGCUCACUGUAAAAAAAUAAAAAAUAAAAAAAUAAAACAUGUGCCUCCCCCUUCUAACCUGAAGGGGGGACCUAUUGCCCCCCGGCCUGGCCCCCACCCCUGAACGGCGUGUAGGGGCCCUAAAUCAUAAUAAGGGGGGAACUUUAUGUCCUCCACCCUGGCCCCCACCCCUGAGUGGUGGGGGCCCUAAAUAAAAAAGUGCCGAAGUGCCCCCCUCCAUGGGUGAAAUUGAUUUUUUUUUUUUUGUGGUGCUCGUUUUUUGUUUUUUUACGUGCGUCGUUAUUAUGGCUUUUUAUUUGGCCUUUUUUGGGGCUGAAAAAAGAAGAUUUUAGAAGAAAGAAAACAUCAAAGGUAAUUUUUUUUUUUUUUACUGGUACUUAGUUAAAUGGUCCCCCCUUAUUUUUAGGGUGAGGGGGGUAGGUUAAUUUUUUUUGGGGGGAAGGGGGUAACUAGGGAUUUUAGGGACCCCUAGUCAUCUGGGGAGGGGGGGUUAAAAUUUUUUAUUUAGAGCCCCACCCGCCACUGGAUGGGGGCCAGGGGGGAGGAAAUUAGGUCCCCGCCCGCCAGCUGGUAAUCCCGAGGAAAUACCGACAGGAGUUAUUGCGAGUGGACAUGGCGUCCCUUUAGCCGGGCACCUAGGGAUAUGCCAGACGUUACAUCGGAUAACCCAGAACUUUUCUGGCCUGGGGUAUCCAACGACGUCUGGGCAUAUUGCCAAACGUGCGAAGCAUGCCAAAGGGUGGGUAAAAGGGGAGACCACCAGAAAACUAAACUGGUCCCCCUACCCAUAAUAGAGGAACCCUUCACAAGAGUAGCAGUAGACCUUAUAGGACCCUAGCUCGGCCGAGCCGCUCCGGUAAGAGAUACAUCCUUACCGUAGUAGAUCAUGUCACCCGCUACCUGGAGGCCGUAGCCCUUUCUAAUAUUCAGGCUGAGACCGUGGCUGAUGCUUUGGUCAAGAUAUUUUCUCGAGUGGGAUUUCCCCAAGAGAUUCUAUCCGACCAGGGUACGCAGUUCACUGCCGAGGUGACCCAGCAACCAUGGUCUAAACCCCCUGACCAGCUCCCCCUGACCAGCUCCCCGUGGGACUCUGAAGCAGAUGCUGAAGACAUUCAUGGGAGCCUACAAGGACUGGAAGUGAUUCCUGCCGCAUCUCCUCUUUGCAUACCGGGAGGUGCCCCAGGAAUCCACCGGGUUCUCACCCUUUGAAUUGUUAUAUGGGAGACGAGGACAAUAGAGUUGGUCCAGUUAGGGGAUCAGCUGGAGCCCCAAGAGAGGGCUCAAGCUAUCCACUUACUGGAAGCCAAACAGGCCACGUUCUCCCAGGAGCCCGGGUACACCCAGCUGGCCACCCACAAGGUAGAUACCCCAGGACAGGCGCCCCUAAGGCAACUUCUCUACCGCAUUCCCGAAGCUGUCAGAGAUGGGAUGCGGAAAGGAUAGAUGAACUGCUAGACUGGGAGUAAUAGAGCAUUCGGACAGUCCUUGGGAUUCACCUGUAGUCUUAGUACCGAAGCAGGAUACUACAACCCGCUUUUGUGUAGAUUACAGAUGGCUCAACGACAAGACAGUCACGGACACCUAUCCGAUGCCCCGGAUGGACGAGCUGCAUGACCGCAUCUCCACAGGGAAGUAUCUGACCACGAUAGACCUCUGUAAGGGAUGCUGGCAGAUCCCCCUCGCGGAGGAUGAGGUCCCCAAGUCAGAGUUCAUCACCCCAUUCAGCCUAUACCAAUUUCGGGUUAUGCCGUUCGGGGUGAAGAACGCUCCGGCCACCUUCCAACAGAUGGUGGACCGCCUAUUAGAGGGUCUCCAGGACUACAUGUGCACACCUAGAGCACGUAGGGUCAGUGUUAGAUAGUAUUAAGGGGGCCGGCUUAACCUUGAAGCCGGACAAAUGUCACCUUAGUAGAUGCAAUAUUUGGGUCACCGAGUUGGGUGUGGUAAGCAAUGGGCAGAGCCGGCUAAGAUCGAGGCCAUUGCUAAUUGGCCCACUCCCCGUACCAAGACACAAGUCAUGGCUUUCUUUGGGACAGCCGGCUACUACAGACGCUUCGUACCGCACUAGAGUGCCCUGGCCAAACCCUUAACUGACUUGACGAAAAAGAAGUUGCCCGACAAGUCCUGUGGUCCCCGGAGUGCGAGGUGGCUUUCCAAGCUUUAAAACAUGCCCUUAUUAAUGCUCCUGUGUUGGUUGCCCUAGAUCCUAACAAAUGCUUUAUCAUCCACACAGAUGCUUCAAUGUUUGGACUGGGGGCAGUAUUAAGCCAGGUUGUAGAGGACAGAGGAGAACACCCGGUAGCCUACCUGAGCUGAAAACGUUUGCCAUUGAGAAGGAGUGCCUGGCAUUUGUCUGGGCUCUCAAAAAGCUAACGCCCUCUCUCUAUGGCCGUGCCUUCACCCUCAUCACUGAUCAUAAUCCCCUGGCCUGGCUCAACCGGGUCUCUGGAGAUAAUGCCCGUUUUGCUGCGCUGGAGCCUUGCCCUACAACCAUAUGAUUUUACCACACAUUACCGCCCAGGCAAGCAGAACGGGAAUGCAGACGGGCUGUCCCGCCAAACCGAGUUAUUAACAUUGUAACAAAAUCAGAUUUCCUGCCAGCCCCACUGGACCAGGAAAGGUCCAACCGUGUCUGCCAGAGCAGGGAGAAGAAGGGGGGCCAUUGUGACGAAUUUCCCUGUAUUCUCUGUCUUCAUUCGACUUUUUCCUCUCCCUGCUACCUAAAUGACUUGGCAUCAUUCAUUUUUCUGUGUGUGUUCGGUAGAUUAUUCAUUUUACCGAGACCACCCUGGGUAGAAAUUAGAACGUAGAACACCAUGUUGCAACACGAAACCACAAGGUAAUUGAGUACUCCUAGGUGGCCGCCAUUCAGCAUACGAACACGUGGCGAGAACAAAGGAUGGCGGCCAUCUUAAACUCCUUAAACAUCUUAAACUCCCGAACGAGGCCAGCAGGACCUGGUCAUCGAGUGCCUGGAACUGUUUUCGGCAUGGCAUUCGCAAGAACACCCGGUCUUUAUGGAAGUCCCGUCUGACCUAUUUCUCCUUACAGUGCAAGACAGACAUUCGGGAGUUUCAAUCAACCGAACGAGGGGAGCAUUCUUAUUUAAAAAAAAAAAAAAAAUUUAGAUAAAUAUUUUAUUUGGUUUUCUCAAUAACACUACAAAAAUAUAUAAUUUACAGACAUAAAUACUCAAACAGAAGAUGAUUAUAACAUAUCAUCCAGUGUUACAUAUAAGACAUAAAAACACACAAACACAAUCAAAACAGCGUGUUUAUGGGUUAUAGCUUUUACCCUAACCAGGAGUUAUUAUCCUUAUGUCAAAAAUUCAUUAUUUGUUGAUAUGUGUCAAUCAUUUGACUGAUAAAGGUCUUUCAAGGAUCUUAAUCCAUUUAUCCCAAAUUUUAUAUUUCUCCGUACUAAUACAGAUAUUAGAAGAUAUUCCCCUUUCCAUCUUACAUUGAUGAAUAAUGGCUUCUUUACAUUGUUGCCAUGAAUCUAUUAUCAUCUUUUUCCAAUUCCUGGCAAUAGACAAUUUAAUAGCCAUCAAUGCGUGGAUUAAGAAAUAUUUAUCAUCUUUCGCUAGUUGUGGUAAUUUUAGAUGAAGCAGUACCAUUUCUGGUGCCCAAUUUUUUUAAAUAAGUCCAGAAUUUAACCUGUGGUUUUAAAAUUAUGUUGUCUGUUUGACAUGGCUUAUGUUUAUUACGGGCAAGGAUUCUUAUGGGCCACAACAAUUUUUUUUUAUUUUUUUUUUGCAGUUUGUAAGAUAUUUUUUUUUUUUGAAACUUGAAGUUUUAUUAAAUUUCAACAUGUCAUAUUGGUAGGGGGGUAGGGUACAGAAGAGAAGGGAGGUGGGGGGGUGGGGGGAAUUCGACACACAGUUACAUUACAGGUUCGUAUUACAUUCCCGGCAUAACUUUACAAACCAUUUUGGUAGGCAUAUAUUAGUGGUUCAGGGUCAUACUUGGUGUUAGUCCCCAGUGGGCUGAGGAUUAUAAUACAUUCACACAUCCAUUGACUGUGACCAUUCCUAGCAUUUUCGACAACCAACCUCAGUGUUUCCUGCAGUCAUCCUGUAUAUCCCUCAUGUCUUAUCCUGUCUCUACCUAAUGCCCCUUCCUGCCCAGUUUUCCUACUUUGCGGCUUUUCCGAAUAAGUCCACCAAGUGGGCUAUGUGCGUACUGUCCCCCAUGUCUGCGAACGUCUCAUAUGGGGGUCUCUAUGCUAUCUUAGUGGUGUUGUGGCACCAGGGGGCCCAUAGUAUCUUGCUUCCAGGAGCUCCACAUCUCCCAUGCUCCCCCGCAACGCUGUGGUCCCGUGCGUGCGGUAGAAUAUUGUGUUUCAUAAAUUAGUUGUUUAUCUAUGUCUUGUAUAAUAUGGGAGACGCUUGGGGGUGUGGUAGAUUUCCAGGAUCUCGCUAUUACCCUCUGUGCUGUCAGUAGUAUAUGAUAUAUUAAUUUCUUUAUCGCCACAGGCAAGUCAGGGGGAAUGUCCAAUAGGAGAAAUGUCAAGGGCUCUAAGGUAAUAUCGGUUUUAGUAGUGUGGGUUAUAAGUUGUCGUACUUCUUUCCAGUACCUCUCCAGUUUAGGGCAUUUCCACCAAAUAUGUAGGACUGAGCCCAGGUCUCCCGCACAUCUCCAGCAAGUCGGGAGCGUGUGGGGGUACAGCCUGUGCAGGCGGGUUGGCACCAUAUACCACCUAUAGAUUGUUUUUUGGUGUUGUUCAAUAAGAGGGGCCGAUUUCACCAAUUUCCUCACAGAUGUUACUAUGUGUUUCCAUUUGUGCUCUGGUAUAGUAACGUUCAGGUCCGCUGACCAGUGCUGUGCCUGGGUAGAGCUAUGAAACGGCUGGUAUGAUUGGAUACUUUUGUAGCAUUCAAAUAGCGGUUUAAAUUUAGGUGGGGGUAUCCCUGUAAUCCCUAUUUUUUCCCAGGUCGAGAGUUCUCCACACCCGUCUUGUCUCUGUGUCUGUUCUUUGUUGUGCCUGUGUAAAAAGGAUUGUAGUUGGAUGUGUGAAUAGUGGGACGUGGGUGGUAUUUUGUAUAGGCGGCAUAGUUCUGAAAAGGGCAACAGUUUGCCCGCUUUGUAUAUGUGUGCCAGGUGAGUGGCUCCCCUUUCUUUCCAUGGUGCUGCGUGGAACGUGGGGAUACAAUAAGUUAGUGCCUCGGUAGGGGUUGCUAGAGAUAGUGGACAGUGUGAUUCAAAGCCCGGUCUGUAUAGGUCCCAGGUACUUAGUGCUAAGCUAAGUUGUGUGGGCAUGGUCGGGGUAGUUGGUCUAGUGGUUUUCCGUAGCCACAUGAGGUUAGGGACUCGAAGGGGGGCUAUAGCUUGAUUUUCCAUUCGUACCCAUUGAGGUUGGCCCUUCGUGGUAAGGUGUGCUAGCAGCGAUGUCAAGAUCGCAGCUUGGUGAUAUGUUUUAACAUGUGGGAACGCCAUCCCGCCUUUGCUCGCGAGGGCCAUUAAUAUUUUUUGAGAGAUUCUCGCCCGUCCCGUGCCCCAGGUGAAUUGUAACAUCUUAGCUUGUAUAUUUUUGAAAUAUGCAUUCGGUGCUCUCCAUGGGAGGUUUCUAAAUAAGUAUUGGAGUUUUGGCAAUAUGGUCAUUUUAAGUGCUAUUAUGCGCUCCGCCCAAGAUAAGAAAAUGUGUCCCCAGCCCUUCAGGAUUUCAGAACAUUCUUUCCAGACCCCAUUAUAGUUAGAAGGAAACAUAUCAUUCGGAUUUUUAGUAAAUGUUAGGCCCAGGUAUUUUAUAUUUCCAGUUCUCCAUUCAAAUGGGAAUUCUCUUCGCAGUCGUGUCAAGACUUGUGAGUCCAGGCGGAGACCUAAUGCUUGUGUUUUUGUGGCAUUGAGAGAGUAAUAGGACAUCGCCCCGUACUCUGUGAUGAGCUUCAUUAUAUUAGGUAGGGAUUUGUCAGGGUUUGUGACAUAUAGCAAGAUGUCGUCCGCAAAUGCGCUAAUUUUUAUUGUCCGCCCAUGCCAAUCUACCCCAUCUAUUGCUUGGUGAAUUCGAAUCGCUGCAAGUAACGGCUCUAAAGCUAACACGUAGAGCAGGGGUGACAAGGGACACCCCUGUCUCGUGCCGUUCAUAAUUUUGAAGGGUGCGGACAAAAACCCGGCCUGCAGGACCUGGGCUGAGGGGUGUGAAUACAAGGCAAAUAUCUGGGUAAUGAAUUGAUGCGGAAAUCCAAACCUUUCUAGUACCCGGCGGAGGAAGGGCCAGCCCAGGCGGUCAAAGGCUUUCUCAGCGUCUAAGGCCAGUAGUAGACCCCCCGGGUCGGCCCCCCGCAUCCUCUCCAACACCAGGGAUAGCUUUCUGGUGUUGUCCGUCCCCUGUCUCCCCAACACGAACCCAGUUUGAUCAUCGUGAAUCAGUGUUGGAAGGAUUUUACUCAUUCUAGUGGCUAAUAUUUUAGCAUAGAUCUUAGCAUCUGAAUUUAACAAUGAGAUGGGUCUAAAAUUUUUACAUUGGUCUGGGGGUUUCCCGGGUUUGGGCAAGGUUACUAUUGUGGCUAGGAGCAUCUCGGUGGGGAGUUGGCCCGUGUCCGUCGCCGUCCGGAACGUCCGCACCAGCCACGGGCCAAGUAUGUCCGCAAAAGUUUUGUAGUACAGAUUGGACAAACCAUCAGCUCCCGGAGAUUUUCCGGCGGGCAGCUGUUUGAUGGUAUCCAGAACUUCAUCUACGGUGAUUGGUUCCAGUAGUGCGGAGAAUUGGGUCUGGUCUAGCCUCGGGAGGGGGAGCCCUGUCAAAUAGGAGCGAAUCGAAUUGUCAUCUAAGGGGGCCAUGCCAGGCUGGUCCCCCAGGUUGUAGAGGCCUGCAUAGUAAUUUGCGAUCUCUUGUGAUAUCUCCAUGGGGUUUUGUAUUUUUUUUACCCGCUACGGUGUGCAGGUGGGCUAUCUUGGACGUUGCCAGUCUCGCCUUUAGGCGGUUGGCUAGAUAUUUUGUGGCUUUUCCGCUAUGAUGAUAGGAUGUUGCCCUCAACCUUUGUAAAAAAUAGGCGGUUUUUGCUGCGUUCAGUUCUGUUAAUUGACUUGUUAAGGUUUGCACCUGUUUGGCCAGAGCCGGAGAUGGGUUUAAUUUGUUUUGGGUCAUCGCUACCGCCAGUAGCUUCUGGCAUUCUAGUUGGGUUUUUUGCCUACUCUUCUUGAGAUAUGAGGAGCGUCUAAUAAAGAGACCCCGCGCCACAGCUUUGUGUGCGAGCCAAACGGUUUGGUCGGGUACGUCUCCCCCAGAGUUUGCCUGGAAAUAUUCUUCUAGGUCUGUCUUCACCUGUUGUAGGAAUGUGCUGUCGCUUAACAGCGACUCAUUUAACCGCCAAGUCCCCCUCCCCUUAAAUUGGAAGGAGUCGAAUAGCUCUAGGUAUACAGGACUAUGGUCCGACCAGGUUAUAUCACCAAUACUGCAGAUCGAAACUUGUGCUAGUGUUUGUUGGUCUACAUAGAAAGUGUCAAUCCGGGUGUAAGUGUUAUGUACUCUCGAGUGGAACGUGUAGUCCCUCUCCCCAGUGUGGAGAACUCUCCAGCUAUCAUAUUAGUUGUGUAGUGUAAGUUUUGCGUUCAACGUUUUGCAUGUGGAUACCAUUUGUCUUCUCCUCGCACCCUGGGGUAAUGCUGUUGUAUCUUCCUCAAGAGACGUAAUAAAAUUAAAGUCUCCACAAAGGAUUAAUCCCCCUAGCUUGUGUUGUUCAAUUUUCUGCAUAAGGCGAUGGAGAAAUACCUCUGCACCUGUGUUAGGGAAGUAUGUCGAGACCAGGGUAUACUGAGCGUUAUUGAAGAGGCCUGUCAAAAUGAUAAACCUACCCUGUGGGUCUACCAGUUUUCCCUGCUCUAUAAAUGCCACAUCUUUGUGGAUUAGAAUGGACGUCCCUUUGGUCUUGUUCGUCGAGACCGCAUGGUAUUGGGAUGGAAAGUGUUUAGUAAAUAGUUCGGGGGUCUUAGUGUUUUUUUAAAUGUGUCUCCUGGAUACAGGCAAUAUCAAUUCUUUUCGUCUUAAGCUCUUGUAGCAAGAGGCGUCUUUUACCUGGGGUGUUCAACCCCUUUACAUUAUAAGUCAAAAUUUUCAUAGUGGGUCAAUGGUGUCUCUGGAAAACAAUAUGCUAAGUCGUGUCCCAUCCGUGUGGAAUAGUGACCUGGGGUUUUGGUUGUAUGCCCAUUGCCGGUAAUGCUUGUGGGAAUGCUCCAGUUGGAGGUGUACCAUGUUUUUUGUAUGUCGUGGGGUGGUGCGGGAGAGGUAAGGGUGGGUCAAAACAGUCCAUGGGUGAUGUACCCAGUAGGGCUCCCAUAACCGGGGCCUCGGUCCGCGAUCUAGCCAGUAGAUGCGGGUGGUGGGGGGGGUGCAGGUGAAUCCGUCUAACAUGUCGGUCAUUCACCUAGAGACCUUAGAGCAGUGUCCAGUUAAAUGCAUGCAAACUAGUUAAAUGAUUAAUACCGUAACAUACAUUGAAAUAACCAAUACAGUUCAAUGACGCCUGUGGCAUAGCCUCUAUGGGCAUUUGCAGCUAAGGCGUCUGUGGCUAACCACAUCUUGUGCACAGUCUAUUCCUCUAUACCGUACAGAUUGCGUAUUAGGCAGAGUCAGAUUCUAACCAGCUGUAUGUGCUGCUGACUUAAUGAGUCUAGAGCCUGUAGGGCCCAUGUUAAGUAGUAUGUGUACUGCAUUCUAAGACGAAAAUGUCUUUUGGCUUUAUAGAAUAUCCUAUACCAGUCCGCGUUUGUUGGGCGUAGAGGUGUGUGUGUUAUAUAGUUACGUAUAUCACUGGUGUUUCAUUGGGUUGACCAUUCCGGCUGCAAUCUUGGGACCUUUGCCGACUUUGUGGGUUCAGUGGGUGGGAGAGGCAGUCCCCAAUCCCUCAGCUUGGGUCACGUCUGUAACCAUGUGGGUCGCAUCUUGGUGGGAAAUCAGGAGUUUAGCUGGAUAGCCCCAAUGAUAGUCCACGCUCUGCUCUCUGAGGAUUGUGGUGAUGGGCGACAAUGUCUUCCUGAAGUGUAAGGUUUCGGCCGACAGAUCUGCAAAGAUUUUAACAGAUUUGUAGUUGUCAGGCAUGUUUGUGUUUCUGCUGGCUCUCAUAAUUUUUUCUUUGGCGUGGAAGAAAUGAAUCCGUGCCACAACAUCUCUCGCUGCCGUAGGUGGUAGGUGUUUAGGUCUGCGCAGUCUAUGCGCUCUGUCGAUAAUCAAUUGGUCAGGAUGAAUUUCUGGGGCGAGAGCUUGAAAUAGGUUAGAUAGAUAGUUUUGGAGGUCAGCAUUUUGUAUAGAUUCUGGAAUUCCACGGAACCGGAGGUUGUUCCUCCUUGCUCUGUCUUCCAUGUCAGCUAAUUUUAUUCUGUGUGCCUCCAAAGUAUUAUCCAGCUCUUGGAUCUUAUCUGCCAGGCUAUUAUGGGCCACAGCAUGCUCGUCCAGUUUUGCUUCUAUCUGUGUGGUGCGAUUACCUAUCUCCUGUAUCUCCCUGUGUAGUUCAGUUUUCAGCUCCUGAAGCUGUUUUUUCAUGUUUUUCUGGAUGGUGUUUGUAACUUCCUCCAUUAUCGCUCGGAUGCCCCCCAUAGUCAGGGGUUGUUCCUCUGGUGUGCGAGAGGGGGAAUUUUCCCGCCUCUCCUGGUCGCCGCCAUCUUGUGCAGGCUCCUGGCCCUCUCUCAGCUUGGAGGCUGCGGUUUUAGUUAGAAAGAACGCGGCUCGAUCGGACUUCUCCGCUUUACUUUUCUGCCUCUGAGACAUGUCGCCCACCUCCUCCGGUCGAUGUAAGUGUUUUAUGCUCGGUGUACCGCUUGGUUAUGGCUCUUUUCGGUCUCCGUUUGCCGGAGCUGUUCUUACAUGCGUCCGUUCAUCUCCGGCUGCAGGCCACGCCCCCCGGGCCACAACAAUUUAACCAUGUUAUGUGGUUCCAAAAUAUCUUCUCCCUCUAAUUCGUGCCAAUCUUGUGGGUGUGUAUCCUGAUUAAUUGUAGCUACUGUAUGCAGCAGCUGGGCAGCUUGGUGACAAAAAAAAUAUUAGGAAAUCCUGUUCCCCCUUGUUUAUAUUUCAGAUACAUAAGGUCUUGUCCUAUUCUGGGCUUCUUGUUAAGCCAAAUAUAAUUUCUAAAGAUCUUUUUGACAUUUGUUAGCCAGUGGGGUUGUAUCGGCAUCGGAAUCAUCCUUAAUAAAUUAAUAAUCUUAGAUAAGAUAUAAGCCCUUAUGGAAUUAACUCUUCCCCAACAGGAUAUCUCAAGUUUACUCCAUUGUUUAACCCCUUAAGGACACGACAUGUGUGACAUGUAAGGAUUCCCUUUUAUUCCACAAGUUUGGUCCUUAAGGAGAUGAGUAGUUUUUUUAUUUUUUAUUAAAGGGAUUAGAUUAGCUCUCAUAAUGUUUACAGGGUCAUAUACUAUAUUUAUCCCCAAAUAUACAAAGUUUUUCUUCUCCCAUUUAAAAGCAUAUUGUUUAUUUAAGAAAUUAUAUUCAGCCAUAUCCAUAUAUAGAGGCAAUACCACUGUUUUUUGAAUGUUUUUUUUUUUUUUUGAAAGUUUAUAAUUUGUAAGAAAACUAAACUGAUUUUUUUCUUCCAUUACUGCUGGAACCGAGUGAGCUGGAUUCAAUAGUGUUAACAAAAUAUCAUCAGCAUACUGACUUAUCUUUAACUCUCUUACGAAAACCUGUUAUAUUAACAUUCGAACGUAUGUCAUGAGCCAGUGGUUCCGCCACUAUGAUGUAAAGAAGUGGGGAAAGCAGACCUGAUUCCCCCUUCCACUAUUCUGCCCGAUGGAGGGGAAUAGAGGGCCAUAAUUGCCGAAAGAAUCUGUCCCGGGAAGCCAAAGGCCUCUAAAGUUGAUUUUAUAUAAUUCCAAUUAACCCAAUCAAAAGCUUUCUCUCCAUCGAGCGCCAUAGUGAGAAAGGGGGUUUUUGUGGCAUGUACCUUAGCAUAAAUGUUUAUAAUUUUCCUAAUAUGAUUAGACUAUGUUCUCCCGGGGACAAAUCCUACUUGAUCUUCUGAUAUUAAACUCGAGAUUAUACUUUUAAUUCUUUUAGAUAUAAUUGAUGCAUACAUUUUAUAAUCGUUAUUUAAUAAAGCUAUCGGCCUAUAGUUGGCAAUUUUGUUUUGGUUUAAGUAUAGGAGCAAUAUUGGCUGCUAACAUCUCAUUUGGCAGUUUUCCCGUAGAGAUAGCCGUAUUAUAGCAUUCCCUUAAACCCUGAACGAGCCUAUCUUUGUAGAUUUUAUUUUUUUUAAAUCCACAAACCCAUCUGGGCCAGACGCUUUGGUUUUUUUCAUUGCAUCAAUAGCCUCUAUAAUUUCUUGAGCUGAAAUGUCUUCAUUCAGUUUGUUUAGUUGGGAGUUAGUUAAUUUGGGCAGCUGCUUAUCUAAAAAAUAUUUUUAUAGAUCUUCUUGAGUUGCUGUUACUGGUAGGUUAUAUAAAUCAUAAUAAUAUUCUUUAAAGGCCGCCCCAAUUUUGACUGGAUCAAUUAUUACAUCAUUGCCUUGUUUUAUUUUAUUUAUUAAUUUGGCCUUUUGAUGUGCUUUAACUCUGUUAGUAAGAAGUUUAUCAGCUUUAUUUCCCCGUAAUAGAAAUUGGUUUUCAUAUAUUGUAAAUUCCUAUUAGCUUUAGCUAUUAAAAUAUCAUUAAUUUUACUUUCAAUUAUCCUUAUUUGAGUUGCUCGGGCUCUCAUAGGAGAGGUUAUAUUUUUUUAUUGCAUUCGCUUAAUUCAAUAUAUAACUCUGAAAGAGAUUUCCCUUUACUUAUUUUUUCGUGCGCAGCCAUACUAAUUAAGUGACCUCUUAUAACACUUUUGAACGCACACCAUUUUAUCAUAGGUGAUACUCUAUCGUUAUCUAUCCAAUGUGUAUCUAUUGCCUUAGCAAUUUGUUCUUUGUUAUCUUCCGGAAUUAAUAUUUUCUUGUCCAAUUUCCACUCUGGUCUUUGUCUAAUAAAUUUAUCUUUCAGGUGCACCUUUACCAUGUUAUGAUCAAACCAGGUGGUAGACAGUAUAUUAGAAGAUUUUAUUCUGCCCAACAAAUUACGCUCUAUUAAGAUUAAAUAAAUUCUUAAAUACGAACAGUGUUCUCUAUCGGUAGGAUGGAAUAUCCUCCAACAGUCUGAGAGAGCUGCAUUUUGUAUAACAUUACUCAAUUUCUUAGCUUGAUUAAAGACAUUCUUAGAGGGUGUGACGAGAGCAAUCUCGCCACAUUGCAUUGGAGAAGCCUGGUUGCUCGCCUGCUGCCUUUGGACUAUGGCCCCCUGUUAAAAGACAUUUUUUACCUGCAGAAAAGCUUAAUUCGUGCUUUUCUGCCUGGGGUUCGGUAGAUUCAAUCUACCGAACAACCGUACGAAUGACUGGACCACCUGGGAGCUGGAGUGUGCCGGCAGUUAACCUCCCUGAAGCUGCGGUUAACCGCAGCUUAAUUGACGAAUGCUGGGUGGCCGCCAUUUGUAUCACGAACACGAGGUUGCGGCCAUUUUAAACAUACGAAUGCACAGCGGUGUUUGUCUAUAUUUUCAUGGAACUAAAAUCGGACACAGUUUUGCGCGAACACCGCUGAAGCCGCCGACCUCCCGUCUUGUUCGGUGAAAGUGCACGAACGGCCCGGUGUUCGGUAGUUUUGUUUGAAUGUGUUAUACCCCAGAUAGGAAUCCCAUGGAGCCCAUUCGUAUGAAACUGACUGUAAAGAUUUUGGCUCCAUGGCGAUUAAACUGUAUUCGUGUGGUCUGAGCGCCAUUCACUUAAUAAUGUGCACUCAGACCUGAGCUAUCUGGGGAUAUGUUAAAUGUAUAGCUUUAAUGUAAUGUGUCUUACCUGGUGUAUUUUAACAGUAAUGCUUGUUUUAGUAUCCCCACGUGCAUAAUGGCGAUUUGCCUUUGUCUUGGGAUAUAAUUGAAUUACUUCUCAAUUAUCUCCCAGGGCAGAGGGGAGGAAGCCAGGAUGCAUUGUGGGAAUAUACUGUGACUGUGUGUCCUAUUUGUCUGCUUGUCUGUCCCUUGUCACAGUCUCCCAUUUGGUCCCCUAGGGGAGUGUCCACCAGGUGGGAGACCUGCAUAAAUACUGGGCAGGUAGCCCUCAUUAAACAGACCACUGCUUGACCCUCAACACGGAGCCUUGUCUCGUCUUUGGGGGGAUUUACUGAAUGCUGAUAGAGACUGAUUGCUAGGAGUGUAAGCUGCUUGGAUGCUUUUCCUAUUCGUCUGGUAGCAGCAAUUCGUAUGGUUCCUGUUCAUCUGUUUGGAGUGCUAUAUUGGAUGCCGUUCGGGAGUUUGGAGCAUUCACUUAUUGGCGGUUCGUGUGUUUGGUGUUCUGCAGUAGCUGUGCCUGCAUCUCUGGAAAGGGGGCCGAUCGCCUAAACAUUUUUUCCCCUUUUGUGCAAAACAGUCCGUUACAGAGGGUAUUUUACCUUUUUCAGACCUCUUAUCUAAUUUGGUGUCAGUUACGGAAUUAAAGUCGCCUAGAACUGAGAGCUCCUUGCUUGACUUUUAUUCUACUUUCGUUAAGACUUUUUGUAUGAACUGUAUCUGUGAAGAGUUCGGUGCAUAAAUAUUGACUAUUGUAUAUAAUUCUUCAUCGAUACAACAAAUUAAAAUAAUCCAUCUGCCCAUUUUGUCUAUACUUUGAUAUUUUAUGGAGACGUUUACUUUAGCUGAAAAUAAAAUCGCUACUCCUCUUUUCUUUUUCUCUUUAAAUGAUGAACAAACAGAGGAAAACCUAAGAAUCUGAAUUUCCCUUCAUCUGCUUGUCGCCAAUGCGUCUCUUGUAGACACACUAUAUGGGCGUUUUCUGUUUUCAUACGGUCAAUUACUAUUUUCCUUUUUUGUGGUGAAUUAACACCUCGUACAUUGAUAGUCACAAUAUUUACCAUUUAUCGAAAAUGUUUAACCUAGUAUACUAGGCAUCCUCCAAUCUAUGGCUCGUGUCAUUUAACUAGUAAUAAGGCCUAGAUAUCUUCUAUUCACUUUCAAGUAUUUACACAUAAAUAUCAAUUUUCCUGAAUACAUCUCUAUAUCCUUUACCCUCCACAAAAGUCGACGUUUCAAUAUAAGACUAACAUUUGACAUUAUAACAAAUUCAGACAUACUAACAAAUACAAAAAAACAACCCUUUAAGGAAGUCUGGAUGGUUUUGGUGAAUAUCCCCUUUCACCAAAACCCUCCACCUGGAUCCCUGCUAGGAUCAAUUGUAUGAUGCUGAAAAACUCGAUGAAAGAGAGAGAAAUUAUUUCAUUAAUAUCUAAAAAAAAAAAAAAGAAAAGUCUAUUCCCCUUCGUUUAUCUUUACUAUUCUUCUCUAUUAAUAGGAUUCCAGAUUUAAAUCGUAUAUUUCUUCAAGUUUAACUUUUUGUGGCCCUGUUUUAAGAGUGCAUUCUUUUGUGCCUAGUUCCCAUUUAUUACUGUAGCUCUUUAAUUAAAUUAAAUCAUAACCGUGAAUUUUAAUAAUUUUAUCCUUUGUGCUACAUUUGUCAAUUCCUAAUCCUACUAAUUUCAAUUGUAUUCACGCGUUAGUUAUCUUUUUUAAUCUAUAUCUCGUGCAUGAUAUUUGUGAAUUCUGUUCUUUUUAUAUUCUUACUCUUUCUUAACCAAACUUUAUAAUUUAAAUAUAGUGCAAGAUUAAUGCUUGACUCCUAGCAUAUAAUAAUAAAUCGUGGUCAUGCAUUCUGAGGUCUAUUUUACAUACAUAUAUAUAUAUAUAUAUAUAUAUAUAGAUAUUAUUCAAAUAGUGACAGCAAAGUUCAUAUCUUUAAACCAUUUUUCUAUUGCCGAUACAUCAGAAAAUUAAUAUGUUUUUGCCUCAUAAGAAACCACUAUUUUGCUUGGAUAUCUCCACGAAUAUUGAAUAUUAUUUUGCCUUAAUAUCUUUGUGUAUGCUGAAAACGGUUUUCUUUUCGCCCUAGUGUGGUAUGAUAUGUCUGGGAAAAUGGCAAUAUCUUUAUAUGGUUCUUUUAAUCUGGUCAUUCUUGCUGUUCUUAAUAAUUGUUCUUUAAUCUUAUAUGAGGCGCAACAUAUAAGUACAUCUCUUGGGGCACCUUGUGCCACUGUAUCCAGUUACAUGAUUCUAUGGCACCGCUCCAGAGCCUGUAAGGGGUUUAUCAAUUGAAUGUCUAAUUGUCGAAAAAGAUCCAAAAUGUAAUCUUGCAGUUUUUCAUUAGUGACUGACUCUGGAAUUCCUCUAAAUCUUCUAGGUCAGCGAUUUUUUUUUUUUUUUUAUUCCAAAUCUGCUAUUCUUUUCUUAGCAUUUUCUUGACGAUCUUCAGCUAUAGCUUGCUGAUAUUCUAAAGAUUCUAUUUUUUCUUCAUUUAUUUUUACUGUCUUCUCUAUCAAUAGAAUUUCGGAUUUAAAUUCCAUAAAGCCCGUCUGUAUUUCAUUUUUGAUCUUGUCAAAUUGACGUUCAAAAGCUGUGUCUAAAUAAUCAUGUAUUUCUUCGAGAUUAACCUCUUUUUGGCCCUGUUUUGAGAGUGCAUUCUGUGGUGACAUUGUUUAUGUUUCUUUAACUGUUUGGAAUGAGAUGUCUGUUUCGUUUUGUUGCUCUGACUCUUGUUUCUGUUGUUGCGACAGAGUGGAGGCAGAUAAUCUUUUUUCUGGCUUAAUUUCCGGCUUCCUUUCUUUCUCUCUCUUCGAGAGUUGUUUACCCUCUUGAACCUUUUUUGUUGCCAUGAGGAAUAAUAAAAUAAAGUUCUUUUAUUUUCCCCUUCUCCUUUCCCUUGUCAGGGAUCUUCCCGCUGUAUAAAUCUUUAAAGCUUCUUCAAAUGCUGUAAUUUACAGCUGUUGAUAUUAUGGUUAAUUGUUUGGAAUUAAGACUAGUUUUUAUUCAAAUUCAAAUGCCCUGAUUACUUCAGGUAUGCUUGAUCUUGAUUUUAUUAUUUUUAGUAUGUUGAUAUACUGAGCUUUUUUUUUUUUUUAAGAGCCAAGGAAGUUUAUUUUACUGAACCAGACUUUGGCAAAAUAUAUUUUUAGAAUUAUUGGCCAUCAAACUGUUAUAGAAGUAGAAAUAGCGUACCUGGAGGCUGAUCAAUAGAUUAAGUGACAUAAUUUGGCACCUAAUUAGGGAUUAACGAUAUAUUAAAGCUGUUUUUGCAACAACAGACAAUUAUCAUAAUUCUAUAUUGAAAAUAGAAUUGUUGGGGAACCCUUGUGCUAGAGAUGGACUUUUUUUUACGUCAGAACAAAUGUAACAUUUUCAAAAUGCAGAUUACUAACAAAAAAAAAGAUGCUACUCUGAAAUACUUAUCAAGGCAAAUCAACCAAAUGGAUUGCUUCAUAUAUAUCACAGUAUAAAUCAUAUGUUUUGAAUCUGAAGACCAAUUUAACAUGAUGAGUAAGAUCCAUCUUUCACUUUUAAUAUUAGCAAUGUGAUAUAUACUAUAUGCUAAAAAGUUAUCCACCAGUAAACUUUGUGAGUUUACAUAGUUAAGCCACUAACAUAUAGUUGUAGACUAUUAAUGAUUCGGCAAUGUGUCCACCCGAAUCAUUUGCACUGAAAUAGUUAAAUAUUACAAUUAAAUUAGAGAAAGGCUUUUCACUACCACAGUGCAUAGAUAUGAUUUAUAUAUAAAGUGGACCUGCAAACAGCAGAUUGUUUUUUCUAUAAAUAUUUGGAAAAACUAUGUAUUUUUUUUGGACACACACAGAAACAAAUUGUGGGAUAUAUUGGUGUCCUCCAAAAUGAGCACAUUUAACAAAUCUUGUAAAAUGUAACAGACAACAUAGGAAGCUUUAUGGCAUGACUGUAUGUCAAAGAACAAUUUGAAUUGCCAUCACACAUCUAAGCUUGGCAAGCCUUGAAUAAAACUAUAUUUAGACCUUUAAUAGAUUGAAUGUUAAAAUACCAGACCACCCAACUUGCAAGUGGCUGAAAAAGAUUCACCCCCAGAAUAAUCUUUGCAUUUUAUUUUGUCUUAAGCUACCAAUAGACAAUUAAACAAAACGUUUAAUUUGAGAUUGCCUAAAAUAUAUUAACACUGACCUGGUUAAACAUAAAGCAUAUUUGCAAAGGAAAAAAAAAGCCAAAAGCCACCAUAAGUACAAAAAAUAAAAUAGACUAAGGGUUUACUUUGUUGAGGCCAUUACUUAAGUAGGGUUCAAAGAAUAUUGGUCCUUGUUCAUUACUUCAUUCAGGCUAAUUGCUCCAGAGAGCUCAGAUUUGCUCCCAGGUGCUAAGGAAGUUAAGGUAUGUAGAGAGAAUGGAUAACAGACAGUUUGCUAGAAUAUAGGGUAAACCCUCUUGCACAUUCAGAAAAUACCUGGACCACUUUGUAAAGAAAAGAGAAGACCAAAGACACACAUGCAUUCUUUUUGGAUGUUGCCACAAGAUAUAGGUUAUUGUGCUUAAUCCACAUGAAAUGGACUCCUCCGUGGGCAAGAAUGGGUGAUAGUGCCCCUUCUUCCUCUUUCUCCAUUAAGAUUGGCAUGAAGUGCUCUACCUCUGACAUAUCAACAUCUCCUCGGCAGUUACGGCAAAUAAGAACCUUCCCUUUCAGGUCCAAAACGUAAACGGCGCUGGCCGACAUCUUCCCGGUAGGCGCCCGCUUCCCUCAGCCUGCAGGUCUCCUCCACCGAUCACAAGACUCGUCCUAUCCCCUCAGCACCACGGCGCCACCAUCCCCCCUACUCCGCACACACCGCUAUACUGAGCCUUCUUAUUAUUCUCCUUUUUUUUUUUUUUUGGUCGUUUUACUAUCAUUCCUCCUUAUCACUUUCUUUCUUCUUAGUGAUUUUAGGCUUCAAACAAUUACAGAGAGAAGUUAGUCCAGCCAAAAAUUAAGGUUGUAUGCCUUAAUUAGUGAUCUCUAUGUAGGUACAUCCAAAUUUUAUUAGGCAACACCUGACUUUUCCAAGCUCAACAAUCAUUUUCUCACUGUCAUCUCUUUAUUUCUUUAUCAGGCAUUUAUCAGUAGCAAUUCCACCAUCUACUUUUAUGCCCUUUUUUCUUUCUUUUCCUUUAUAACCAUCUGUAUUCCUUCUAGUUGUUCACCUCCCCUUUACCUUCUUCCACCUUUAUAUCUAUUUCUUUCCUUUGUACUUUGUCUCGCUAUACCUUAUAUUAUAUAUAGACUUCAUACAAUAAAGAGAGGAAAGAAAGAGAAAAGUACAUUGAGCAAGUCCACAUGGGACUUACCUCACGCUCUCACCGACACCGCCUCUGUUUAACUCCUUUUUUUAAGUAAUCUCGGAGCAGGCAGGCUUACCACUUAGAACUCCAGCGUCUUGUGGCGUUUGUUAUUCGUGCCAUUUCCAUGAUAUUAACAAGGAUGUUAAGGGGAUACUUGGCGAAGUGCUUAAUUAGGUAUAUGUGCUGACAUCAAACCAGCGGGUCUCCUCUGCGGGCUCUCUCCUUCAGGAUAUCAGCAUCACCGCGCUCGUGGAUGUGCGUUCCCGUACAGCGUGUACGUCCUACGUCAUCGCUCCUCCCCCCCCUAUUGUUGGGAGCAUUAUCAUAUAACCAGCGGCAUUCUACCUACAGUGGUUUUCGUAUAAUUCUGUACGAACGGAGACCGGCUCUUACUACCAAUUUCAUGGAACUCUAAAUCGGAUACAACCGCAUGGCGAGCCGGUCAAACUCUCACAAGAUGCGACACGGAAACUACCAAACAGAUUUUCGUGCAAUUUGGAUCGGUUACUCCCAGUAUACUCAGCUAUCCAGGGAUGUGGUUUUUGUAUCGUUAUAUCAUGUAAAAAGUAUAUUUCUAAAAAUGUUGAAAAUUGUUAAUAUUUCUGGCCCGCAGAUAAUUGAGUUCAGUAGCCUGCUGAAACUCAAUUAUCUAGCCUGGCCCAGAGGAGGAGCUUCUACUGUAUAAAUUGAAUGCCUGUUGCUUCCAGUAAAUCAGUCUUGUUCCAGCAUUAAGCUUUGGCUCAUGUGUCGUGUUACGGUACCCUCAGCAUGAAAUGUACAAACCGCCGUUUAGUGAAUGCUCCCCAUUCGCAAUAACACAGGCUGCAUGUGUAUCCAGUAUAAUCAUGUGAACCGCAAGCAAGGGAACGCUGCAAACUCACGAACGGGAUCCAUACGGGCACUUCACUCCACGAGCUCCAGACUCACGAAUCGCCAAUAUUAGCCGAACACACACAGAAAACACAUAAAAAAAAUACAUAACUUUAUAUUUGUCGAAUGCUACCCAUUCGUAUCACAUAUCCCCAGAUAGCCUGGAUCUGAGUGCAUAUUAUUGGCGAAUAGCACUCAGAUCCCAUACGCAUAGUUAAAUCACCAUGGAGUCAAAGUCUAUUACAGUUCUUCGGUAUGCGAUUGACUCCAUGGGAAGGCUAUCUGGGGUAAGUCCAUUCGUGCAUUUAAACCUCCCAAACAGCCGGCGUUUGCCCACUUCUGUCGAUUGAGAAGGGAGGUCGGCGGCUUCAGCGGUGUUCGGCUGAAAAAGUGUCCGUUUUCAGUUCCAUGAAAUCAAUGCUGAACACCACUGGUCUUUCGCAUGGUUUAAAAUGGCCGCCGCCUCGUUGUCGACAUACGAACGACGACCACCCUGUAUUCGGUUUUAAUUGAGAAGUGUCUGUGAUUAACCGCAACGUUCUAAUUGGGAUCAAUAGGUUAACCAGCAGCACACUUCUCUUCUGGGUGGCCAUCCGUUCGGCAGUUUUGUUCGGCUGAAAAGUCAAUUCACGGAACAGGGGCUUACGAACGGGUAAUUUUGUGAAAAAAGCAAACAGACGAAUCCAGCACUCUUAGUCUAUACAGAUGGAUCUGUCACAUGUGGAUUAUUUGGCAAUACCAGCGAUCUUUAUUCCUGUGGAUUCUAGGCGAUACUCUGCUAUUGGGAAAAGGAAUACUAGACAGUGAUACCAGUUACUACCAUCACAAACAUGUUAACAUUGAGUAUUUCUAAACUCAGGACAAAAUUUAGAAACUAUUUAGCACAGGUGUUUUUUGGUGGUUGUAGAUGUGUAACAGAUUUUGGGGGUCAAAGUUAAAAAAAGUGUGAUAUGAUGAAAAUAAUGGUAUCUUUAGAAAGACCAUUCAAUGCCGAGAAACUGUAUAUAAUAUGUGUGGGGACAGUAAAUGAGUAGGAGGAAACUUACAGCUAAACACAGACACCCCAGAAAUGUAAAAACAGCCCUGGUCCUUAACGGUAAGGAAAUUGAAAACACUAAGGGGUUAAAAGAAAAAAGUUUAUUACUAUUAUUAUUUUUAACCCUACUUCUUCUGCCUCACUUCUCACAUUCUAAAAUACUUCAUUUUGCUGGUUACUGUACUGCAAUUUGAGCACAAACAGCACUGACAUUAACCAGACCUGAAAAACAAAAAUACUGCAUUAGAGGUAGACACCAAGCCAAAAAGAUAGUAAAUAUAUCACUAUAUGCCUGUCUUUUGUCUCCAUUUGUCUAUUUGUCAUGCAGUAAUUUAACUCGUUACAUAACUUAUAUUGCCAAUCUUUUGGAUUUUUAUUUCCUAUCGAGAAAGCUUGGAAAGAAAGUCCAUUUGCUAGGAGGUUAUUGUAUGUAUAUAGAAGCAUAUUAAUCCCUCUGUCCUGUUCUGUUCAUUAUGUAUCACUCAGUUUUAAAUAAAUUAGUGUAAGUGUGUGAAAUAACAUUAUUAUAGCCAAAGGCAUACCUAGGUUUUUUUUUUUUUUUGGUAAUGCUCCACUCCCAUUUGUGUGUAUGUGAACUUCCCUUGUAUGUCUCCUAUCCCCUUAACUUUUGUGUACCUUUUAACUCCUACCUAUUAUUUGUCUCUUAAUCUCUCCUUACUACAUUGUGUGACUCUUAACUCACCUUAUUGUCAUGUGUGUGUCUUUCCCCCCCUUACCCUUUGUAACGGACCGUUUUGCCCAAAAGGGGUUAAAAACCGUUUAGGCGAUAUUCCCCUUUUUCAGCUGCACAGACAGCUACUGCAAGCACCAAUCUCCCGAACUGCAUACACACGAACAGCUGCUAGCAGACGAACAGGAAAAGCCCCCAAGCGGCUUACACUCCUGGCAAUCAGUCUCUAACAGCAUACAGUAAAUCCUCCCCCAAUAAUGAGACAACACUUCACUUUGAGGGUUAAGCAGGAACUCUCCUGUAAUGGCCACACACUGGCUUUUAUGCAAGUCCCCAUGCAAGGGGACAUCCCACAGGGUGGGACACAGUACAACCAAUCGUUACAGGGGAACCGUAAAACACACCCACAAUUACAUCACAAUCCCUCCUCUCUGUCCUGGAGAUAAUUGGGAAGUAAUCAAAUUAUCUCCAAGGACAGAGGAAAAACUCCAUUAACCACAUGGCAGACAAAGGACAAUAAAAGACAUAAAAUUACAUACAGUUACAUUAAUCACAUAGAACAUACACAUUCUACAUAUCCCCAGAUAGCUUAGAUCUGAGUGCACAUUACUACGGAAUGGCGCUCAGAUCACAUAAAUACAGUUCAAUGGCCAUGGAGCCAGUGUCUUUGAUACAGUCUUUCAGCAUACGGCUGGGCUCCAUGGCAUAGCUAUCUGGGGUAGCAUGGCUUUAACAGUCUACAGAAAGGCACAAGUACGCUUUGCAGGGAAAAUAAAAGGUUUUAACUGCCGGGCCAUAGUCUAAAGGGAGCAGGCGAGCAACCAGGCUCCUCCAGUGGACAGUGGCGAGGCUGGUUUCGCCACAUUUCUGCCCUUUACCAUCCAGACUAACAGGGUAUCUGACCUCCUGUCGGUCAGUGCCCUGGUUAGUCCAGCAACCCACCCACAAAACAGAAUCUGCAGUAUAACCCACCCACCAGAAUUGGUUACUACAGCAGGGGUAGUGGGUAGUUUGUCCAUGUCCAGGAGCUCCACCUCGGCUCUGGGGGGUACUAGUGUUCCGGAUCAGUCGGUUGCUGAGUGGGCAGAGACCAGCGGUACUCUGCCCUGCUGCCAGCGCUACCACGGGAGUAGCCUGGUUGGAGCCCAGUUGAGGGAAUGGCGUAAUAGGCUCCUCACUCUGGACCUGGUACUGCUGCUGGAGGGCAAGACAGGAUGUCUCCCCUUUGGAUGAACAUCCCUGCUGCCGGGGAACAGGACCGACCGUCCCUAGCCCCUGUGAGGCAUGUGCAGAGACCAUGGUCCCAUCUGCACUGGUGUGGGGCUUAUCAUCUCCCCUUGGUGGGCUAGGCUGCCGUUGGGGAGAGGGGGUAGCAAGUUCCUCUCCCUUAUGCACUUUCUGUCGCUGGGGAGAGGGAAUGACAAACUCUUCUCCCUGACACUCUUUCUGCUGGUGGAGAGGGGGACCGACUGUCUCCCCUUUCAAUAUUUUGUCCUGCUGCUGGGGUGCGAGACCGACGGUCUCUGCUCCCUGCAGGACACCCUGACGCUGGGGAGGAAGGACGGCACCUUCAGCUCCCCGUAAGACAGACUGCCGCUGUGGAGGAAGGACGACACCUGCAGCUCCCUGUAACACACACUGCCGCUGGGGAGGAAGGACGGCACCUUCAGCUCCCUGGGACACACACUGCCGCUGGGCACUCUCCCAAUCUGCCAACUUAUGUGCCCGCCCUGCUCUGACCUGCAGGUACUCUUGUACAUGUCUCCUCACAAGCUGCACGCAUCUCUCCGGGGGGUUGGGUCCAAAGAAAGCCACCCGCGUGGUAAAUUCUCUGUCAUACUGCUCCUGAGUGUAGCUGGGUGCCAUGCUUGCCCUGCUGCCCUCCAUUUGUAAGUCCAGGGGAUGGUGUUACCUUGUAGCUGUCCUUCUGGGCUGUGGGAAUGAUCCCGUCGCUUGCCACCAAUUGUAACGGACCGUUUUGCCCAAAAGGGGUUAAAAACCGUUUAGGCGAUAUUCCCCUUUUUCAGCUGCACAGACAGCUACUGCAAGCACCAAUCUCCCGAACUGCAUACACACGAACAGCUGCUAGCAGAAGAAUAGGAAAAGCCCCCAAGCGGCUUACACUCCUGGCAAUCAGUCUCAAUCAGAGGCAAAACUCCAUUAACCACAUGGCAGACAAAGGACAAUAAAAGACAUAAAAUUACAUACAGUUACAUUCAUCACAUAGAACAUACACAUUCUACAUAUCCCCAGAUAGCUUAGAUCUGAGUGCACAUUACUACGGAAUGGCGCUCAGAUCACAUAAAUACAGUUCAAUGGCCAUGGAGCCAAAGUCUUUGAUACAGUCUUUCAGCAUACGGCUGGGCUCCAUGGCAUAGCUAUCUGGGGUAGCAUGGCUUUAACAGUCUACAGAAAGGCACAAAUACGCUUUGCAGGGAAAAUAAAAGGUUUUAACUGCCGGGCCAUAGUCUAAAGGGAGCAGGCGAGCAACCAGGCUCCUCCAGUGGACAGUGGCGAGGCUGGUUUCGCCACACCCUUGGUUUGUUUCUUAGCCUCUCCUAUCAUUUGUGUGUCUAUUAACCCUCCGCCCAACUACUUGAGUGGCUUGUGACAUUCUCUUCUUAUCCCCUGGAGAGCUCCUUUAUUCCUUUAUGGGGGAGCUCUUUAUCCCUAAUGUGUCAAUUCGCCCUCUUGUAGAUCUUUGAACCCCCUUACCUCUCGCAUGUCUGUUAUACUCUGUCCAAAAGGGACAGUCAUUGGCAAUGAAUCCAGAGCAAGGCUAUAAUUACUGAGUGAAAUGAAUUGGCCUGUUUUUUAAAUUUUUUUAUUAUUUGUGGAGCAUUGCAUAUCUGAUAAAACUAGAACUAAAGUAUUGUCACAUACGAAAUAGAGGGGGCCAAGUUCCUAUGCAUGCAUUUUAAAAGUGUCUUCGCUGGGUAAGUUCAAAAUGAAUCCAGCAUAAUCACUAACCACUCAAAAUACAUAGCAUAUGAAUGAAAAAUUAUUAGUAAAUAUAAUUUACUUACACCUACAUGAUGAACAAAAUAGAAGUAGCCAGAGGUAGAUCUCCAUAUGUCGUUAAAAAGCAUCAUUGGAUUUUUAAUUCAGCAACACAUGUAACUACUUUUAGGCCACUGCUGCAAUGUAUCAAAUGAGCCAAACAAAUAAAUGUUCUGCCCAAAAACACACUAUAUCUAUUUGCUAUUACUAUUUAUCAUCUUUACUGAAUCGUAAGUUGAAGUUCAUGACUGAUUGAGAAAAUGAUUUUCAAUUACAAAUAGAAAUAUCAGAAGGGUACAAAAUAAAAGAUGCUCUCAAAAGUAUGAAAAAACAGUUGUAUAUAGAUGGUACUUAGUUCCUAUUUACAUCAGACUUAUGCUGGAAACAAUGUGGGGAAAUUAGUAAUAUGUAUCAUAUUUGGUGGACUUUUAUUAAAUUAAAAUCAUUCUGGGAUUUUAUCCUCUCAUUAAUACGAGAUUGUCCCCACAAUCACAAAAUUGUCACCAAAAUUACGCUUAUUCAAAUUGCUUCCAAAUUUCUUAAACAAGGCCAAAAAAUUAGUUAUAUCUCAUAUUUUAAUAGCUGCUAAAUCCUUGAUACCCAGAUAUUGGAAAAAGGUUGCAUUACCAUCUAGAGGAGAAGUUAUAAAUUUUAUCAGAGAAAACAAAGAUUAUGAAUUUGCUUUAAGACCUCCUUCCAUAUUUUUAGCAAAUGUGAGUUAUAUAUGGAACAUGUGAUAUUAAAAAAUAAACAAAUAAUAUAGAGAGGUGGAUUUAUUUUCUCGGCAUGGAUACUUUAAAUUUUUAUUUAUUUAUUUAUUAUUAUUUUUUUUUCUUCUUGAUGUUUAACAUAUUUUUGUUGUCAUGUCCCUGAGCAGGUCAGAGAGGACACUAUUGCCAGGAUUAUUGGUUGAAAACUUGUCUUUUUAGACAUAACAAUUUACAUGAAAUAAAGAAUUAAGGCAAUAUGCCACAAACAGGAUACGUUGAGAGUAAAACAGAAUAAAGGCAAUAUGCCACAAACAGGAUGUCUUGAGAGUAAAUUAAUAAAGUCUUUUAUAUACAAGUAGCUUUGAAGUUAUUCCCAAAAAGAUUAAUAGUUUGUGGAAUGUCACACUGCAGCCAGGUUCAGGAUGAUACAGGGUUGAAAUAGUUAAAGCUGGUAAGUACUUUCAGUAUAAUAUAGUACAGGUUGCUUACAGGAUUAGGCAGAGUAGCAGUAAUUGAGACAGGUAAGUACUUCCAGAAUAAUGUAAUACAUGUUGCUUACAGGAUCAUGCAGUGUUGCAGCAGUUGAAGCAGUUAAGGAUCUUCAAUAUGGUAGAUCAAGUAGGUAAGUCUCUUAAGAUUGAAAUAAUUCAGAUAAAUACAGGAUGUUUUCAGGUGCCAGGAUCAGAAGUUCUAUGUCAGAACACUGACUUCAAUGUCAAGACACUGUUGUGUGCAGGGUGUAGACUUAUGAAGCCUCCUCAUUAUUCAAUAUAGGUGAGGAUGUUAAAGUGAGUGAAGAGAUUAGUGAAGAGAUUAGUGGCUAGGGAGGCCACUAGAGGUGAAGAUCAUGAAGUUAACUUAAAGGGCCAGUAAUAAAUGAGAAAAGCCUUGCUUGUCAGAUUAAAGGACCACUAUAGUGCCAGGAAAACAUACUCGUUUUCCUGGCACUAUAGUGCCCUGAGGGUGCCCCCACCCUCAGGGACCCCCUCCCGCCCGGCUCUGGAAGGGGGAAAGGGGUAAAAACUUACCUUUUUCCAGCGCUGGGCGGAGAGCUCUCCUCCUCCUCUCCGCCUCCGUUAAGCCCCGCCGGCUGAAUGCGCACGCGCGGCAAGAGCUGCGCGCGCAUUCAGCCUGUCGCAUAGGAAAGCAUUUACAAUGCUUUCCUAUGGACGCUUGCGUGCUCUCACUGUAAUUUUCACAGUGAGAAGCACGCAAGCGCCUCUAGUGGCUGUCAAUGAGACAACCACUAGAGGAUUAGGGGGAAGGCUUAACCCAUUCAUAAUUAUAGCAGUUUCUCUGAAACUGCUAUAAUUAUGAAAAAAUGGGUUAACCCUAGAAGGACCUGGCACCCAGACCACUUCAUUAAGCUGAAGUGGUCUGGGUGCCUAGAGUGGUCCUUUAAGAAUCUGACAUUCGUUUUCUGUUUGUUUUUUUUGUUUUGUUUUUUAAGAAUAAGAUAUUAUACGUGAUUAUCUCAAUUGUUAAUACCUUCCCUUCUUCCCCUCUAUUUUUUUUUUUUUGUUGCUGUUUUAUAUUGUCAAUAUUGCUUAAUUGAUACUUUCCUUUUAUCAUAUUAACAUUUUAUUUGGUAUUAAUUCUUUAUAGAUAUAUUGUAUUCUACAAAUUGUUUACAAUAGUGUUAUGUAAUUAUAAAAAAAAUUCAAUAAAAAAUAUUUUUAAAAAAUGUUCUACAUCGUCUUCAAGUCUACGUUCUUCCAUCAUGUCAAAUCAGGAAUGACAUAUAGAAAAUGCAUUUUAUGAUUCUGUAUGUGUCACAUUUAUAGAUAAAUCAAUAUAUACUUAAACUGUGAUUAAACUGCAUUCAAUUAUUUUUCAUAUAUACUGUAUAGAUUUUUCUCUAACCUUUCACUAAAGAGUAUAGCUAUGAGGUAUUUGGUUGGCACCAUAUAAAUGCUAAAAAUAUUUUUUGCCACAGGGGAGCAAUUACUGGAAGUACGAAAAUGAUCAAAUGGAGCCCGGCUACCCAAAGUUAAUAAAGGAUGGAUUCCCAGGUGUUCCAAACAAUCUGGAUGCUGCAUUUACUCAACCUGCUAUUGUAGUCAAAGGAGGCAAAGUUAUCAGAGAGGAAAGACUCUUCUUUAUUAAAGGUAUCAAAAACUAUACUAUAGAUGGGACUUUAGCUUAGGUAUUUACCAAUUGCAUUCUGAUGUGUUUUACAGUCCAUAAUUGUAUGAUUCUCCCCCCAUGUUAUCAGCGAAGUUUCAGUCGUAGUCUGAUAAGACUUGCAUAUAAGUCAAAUAAGCAAUUGGUUUCUAGAUGGUGAUAUCUUCUAACGAUUUACGAAGAGAUAUGUUUUGUAAUAAAUCAUUUUCUACUCACAUGUUACGUGUCUUUCCCUAAUUCUAGAUAAUGCAGUGUUAUCAGCUUCAGAAUAUAGGGAUAAUAUGUGUUGCAACAUGGAGACCAAGGGAUUGUAAGGCAAAUAAUUACUAAUAGACACACCUUCAAAAAUAUUUUUUCUUUUCUUCAUUUUUUAUUUAUUAUUUUUUUUUUUAAAUUUUAUUUUGUGGAAUUGCUUAAAUUAAUUCUGGGCGCACAGUCAGUCUAUGUUGGAGCACAUUUGGUUUAUUAUUAUUGCCAUUUAUAUAGCGCCAACAUAUUCCUUAACACUUUACUAUAUUAUAAGAGGGGGGAUUUAAUUAUAAAUAGGACAAUUACAAGAAAACUUACAGGAACGAUAGGUUGAAGAGGACCCUGCUCAAGCAAGCUUACACUCUAUAAGAAGUGGGGUAAAAAAACACAAAACGACAGGAAAUAGCAAUCAAAUAAAGUGGGAGUGAAGCAGAGCUGGAGGAGAGAGUAGAGUGCUGCCCUUUAGGCGAGAGCAAGAGACAGGUAUGUAAGGUAGAGGUUACUCUGAGAGGUAAAGAGAUAAGUUUUAAGGCAAGAAGUCCUGCAAGCAUGAGUUGGCCGUAUGGGUGUGAGCAACGGACAGGAGAAGGUCACGAACCGAGAAGGGGCAUACCUAUGUAUCUGUGAAGAGAUAUAACAGGUGCUAGAAUUGUUCAGUGCUUUAUAGGUAUGGAUUAGCACUUUGAAUUGACUCCUAUAGGAUACAGGAAGCCAAUGUAAGGACUGACAUUGGGUGAGGUGUGAGAGAACAGACUAAAGAGGAAAAUCAGUCUGGCGGCAGCAUUCAUUAGACUGUAGCGGGGCAAUACGGCUUUUGGGAAGACGAAUGAGGAGAGGGUUACAAUAUUCCAUGCGGGAAAUUACUGGAGCGUGGACAAGCUCCUUGGUAGCAUCUUGUGAAAGGGGUGGAUGUGGCUUAUGUUUUUAAGAUGGAAUCUACAUAAUUUGGCAACAUACUGGAUGUGAGGCCAGAAUCAAGUAUGACGUCAAGACAGCGCGCCUGCAAGAAUUUACUUAUGUGAAUACUACUAACUUGAAGGGAGAGCUAAAGAGUAGGAUCAGUAUUAGGAGGAGGAAAAAUAAGGUGCUCAGUUUUAGAGAGAUUUAGUUUCAGAAAGCGGGAGGACAUCCAGUCAGAGAUGGAAGAAAGGCAAGCAGUGACACGUUGCAGGACAGCAGGGGAGAGGUCUGGGGAAGAGAGAUAUAUCUGGGUGUCAUCAGCGUACAGGUGGUAUUGGAAUCCAAAAGAGGUCAUAAGUUUGCCAAGAGAGGCAGUAUAAAGAGAAAAUAGAAGGGGACCAAGGACAGAGCUUUGGGGGACUCCAACCGAGACAAGACGAGGGGAGAAUGGGUUAAGAGUUGUUUUGUUUUCAGGAUAGGUACUACAGAGAUAACAAAACAGAGAGUAGAGUCAGCGCUAAUCUGUUAGGAAAAAGAAAAAGGCAGCAGUCCCAGACAAGGACUCCCUCAAGUAUUCUUGUAAUAAAUAGACAAAAGCAAAUAAGUAAGGGAUGGGUCUGCACCAAUAAACAGGGUAAAUAAAUAAUAACAACAGUCUUGGUUGGGAUAGUAUUGAUAAAAUGGAGUUCAGUAGAGUAGAACUUGGAUCCUAUUUAUGGUCUCUGAAGUUGUGAUGUUCUGCUCGAUGCAGUAUCCAAAUAUAUAGAAGAAGGUGAUGGAUGAUGAAAAGGAUGAUCCAAAAUUGUAAAAAUAGGAGAGGUCUUACUUACAGUUGGCAGAGCUUAAUCCGGCUCUGGUGUGAAUGGCUUGCAGUGGUAUUAUCCCCGCUUGUAGGAUAUACGGUGAGUGUCCUCUUCUAUGCAGUGACAGACAACCAAGUGGGAGAUAAAAAUGGAGACAAUAAUGGUGCAGUAUGUUCCACAAGUAAAGUAAAAGAUGUUAAAAUAUAGUAGAUACACUCACAUUCGGUAGAGCUUCUACUAGCUCUAGUGUUGUAGGCAUACAGCGGUAUAAUCCCCGCUUGUAGGAUAUAUGAUGAGUGUUCUUGGAGAUGGUAUCAGGAGCUCAGAGAGAAGAUAAAACAGCAAUAGUGCUUUCAAUAAAAUAUUGUUGAUGUAUAAAAUAUAAUAAAAUAUACUCACAGUGUAUAGGGCAGACUAACUGCUCUAUGACAAGGGCAUAGGUGGUAUAAUCCCCACCUAGGAUUCUUUUUACAAAUGAAAUAAAAAAAAACAAAAUAACAAAAAUAUAGUAAUAUAAAAAGAUAUAUAUAUAUAUAUAAAUUGGUAAAAGUAUAUAAAUAUAUAAAAAGCCAGGUUGUAGUCAAAAGAUAAUGGUACAGAAGUAAAAAAUGACAAAAAUCUAUUUAUUAACAGUAUUUAAAAGCAGUACAAUAUCCAAACACAUUUCACCAUAUAGGCUUUAUCAGUGGAUAAAAAAAACUUUUCAACCUGGCUAGUUGGGGUACAUAUAGGUACGGAACAAAUUCAAAUUGGCGCCAAAAUUGCUCAAACCAAUCACAGAGCAAAUAAUUAUUGCACUUAAAUAACAACAUUUUGUGAUUAAAAUUGCAUAGAUAUAGCUUAUAAGGUACAAGUUGUAUAAUUUCAAUGUAAAAACGAGCGUUAUUGAAAGAGUAUGUUGGCAUUUUAGCCGGAACAAUACCGGCCGCUCGGUAUUGUGGGGCAUGUAGUUUGUUAGAAAACUACGUGCAUAUAUUACCUGCCGGCAGGGAAAUAUAGCCCCAUAUUAGGCUAAUAGAGGAGGGGAGUGGCCGAGGACCGGAGGGAGGGGAGUGGCCGAGGGUCGGCUGAAGAAGUGGCUGGUCACGGCGGCCAUCUUGGUGUGGGAAUAAGCUUAUUAGGAAAAAGAAAAAGGCAGCAGCGGCCAUCUUACAUGUGGCCAUCUUACAUGUGGCAAGAAGAAAUACAUAAUAAAAUGUGAAAAAAAUAAUAGUGUCUAUUUUAAAGUUGAUAAGAAAUUCUAUCAGACUGGUAGAAUGGAGGGGCAUAUAUACAGCCAGCAAAUAACUUGAUUAACCUUAAUAAUAAAUAGUAAAAAUAUAUGAACUUGUAUUGGUACACGGGAUUAAGGAAACACAGUUAGAAUUAAUAAAAGAUAAAAAUAAUAGUAUAAAUAGUUAAAAUAAUUAUAAAAUGUACAGAAAUAGAUAAUAAAAGGCAGAUAAAAUGUUAUAUAAAAUUAAAUAGAUCAAAAUCAGUGUUUAAACCAUCAUUGUUGUGGAUAGAAAAAUGUUUAGAUAUAGUGUGAUUUUGGUAUCCAUUAGUAAUAUUUCGACAGUGUUUUGAGGCUUCUUGUGGUCAUAUCCACGUAUUGAAGCCCGCAUGGGCAUUCUAGGAGGUAGAUUACGUUUUUAGUAGUGCAAGUAAUAAAAUCUUUAAUAUUAUAUAUUAUAUUUGUUUUAUUGGAUUGGAACAUUUACAUACUUUGCAGCAUUUACACUUGAAGAACCCUUUAGUGUUGGGUAGGAGACAGGAUUGUGUUUUUUUACACUCUCCCUAGUGAAGUUGGAGGUUAAAAUGGAUUUGAGCCUGGUAGCUCCUCUAAAUACAAUGUUCAGUCUCUCUGGUAUAAUUUUUUUCAAAGUAUCGUCUUGUUGUAGCAAGUGCCAGUGUUUAUUUAUAAUUUUUUUGACAUGAUUGCUUUUAUUGUUAAAAUUGAAAAUAAUAGGGAGAUUGGGGUGGUUAUCGGGAGUUUUUCUUUAUAGGUUAGGAGUUCUGUUUUUUCUUUGGUUCUAACUACAUCUAUAGUAUUGUUGAGAUUGUCUAAUGGGUAAUUUUUUUCAGUAAAUGUAUUUUUUUUUAAAUCAGCUUGCGUGUUAAAAUCUUCUAUCUGAGAACAAUUUCUUCUUAAAAAUUGGCUUUUUGGUGCACUCUCAAGCCAUGGCUUGUAAUGGCAACUUGAACGGUCAAUGGCUGUAUUUGUGCAUACUUUAAAAAAAAAAAAGGUUUUGUAUUUAAAAUACCAUCUUUAAUGAAAAUCUCUAAGUCUAAAAAAUAAAUGGUAGUUUUGCUAUAUUCACAAAUUAAAAUAAUUCCUCUGUCAUUGAUAUUGAGAUGGUUGAUGAAUGAGUUAAGUGAGUCUUCAGGGCCGUCCCAUAUAAAAAAGAGGUCGUCUAUAUAUCUAAAGUAGGUAACCAGGUUUGCCCGCCAGGCAUGCUCACCCCAAAUGGCAGUGGAUUCCCAAUCUGCCAUGAAGAGGUUGGCAUAGCUGGGGGCGAACCUGGUCCCCAUGGCUGUGCCUCGUUUUUGUAGGUAAAAGCAAUUAAAAAAACAAAAAUAGCUGGAUUAAGCUCUUCCAACUGUAAGUAAGACCUCUCCUAUUUUUACAAUUUUGGAUCAUCCUUUUCAUCAUCCAUCACCUUCUUCUAUAUAUUUGGAUACUGCAACGAGCAGAACCUCACAACUUUAGAGACCAUAAAUAGGAUUUAUUUACCCUGUUUAUUGGCGCAGACCCAUCCCUUACUUAUUUGCUUAGGUACUACAGAGGCAUGUUUAAGGUCCGCAGGGACAACGCCAGAGGAGGGAGAGCAAUUGAAGAUGUGUGUUAAGGAAGGCACAAGACAAGGGGAGAGAGAUCUGAUAAGGUGAGAUGGGACAGGAUCGAGCGGGCAAGUGGUGGGGUGAGAGGAGAGGCUAAGUGCAGCCACCUCUUGUUCAGUAGCCAGGGAUAAAGUCUGAAGGGUAGGAAAGGCAUGCUCUAGCUGCAUGUAGCGGACCCCUGGUAACCUGAGUUUAGGAACCCUUACGACAAGCAGGUAUCAAUUUUCUCCCCAGUAACUGGACACAACACACUGCUCUGGAGGUACAACAGGAAUGACUCAGUUUAUUUUGUUACACAUGGUUUUACAGACACAGACCCUUACAUGGGGUCUCCAACACAAAACAACAGGGAUUUUGUGACAGAUCCUUCAGUCUUGGAACUAUAGUGCUAUCCUGUUUGAUUCGUGUUAUUGCCUGUCCGUACUUCACGUUCGUUUAUUUUUUAAUCUACCAAAUAAACUACUGAACGGCCGGCAACCCAGAAGAGGAGUGUGCUGCUGGUUAACCUAUUGGCCUCAAUUAGAACAUUGUGGUUAACAGUAGACACCUCUUAAUUGGUGGUCAUCAUUCAUAUGCUGACCAUGAGGCGGCGGCCAUCUUAGAUGCACGAAUACACAGCAGUGUUUGUCAACAAACUUAUGGAACCCAAAACGGACACUUUUUCUCCCGAACACCGCUGAAACCGCCGACCUCCAUUCUUUGUCAUCCGGCAUACGAACACUGGUCCGUUCUGGACUUUUAUUUCAUGAAUGGACUUAACCCAUAUAGCCAUCCCAUGGAGCCCUUCGUAUACUAAAAGAACAGUGUGAAAGACUUUGGCUCUAUGGUGAUUGAACUGUGUGUAUUGGAUCUGAGCGCCAUUCGGUAAUAAUGUGCGCUCAGAUCUAGGCUAUCUGGGGAUACGUUCUAUGUACUGAAUACAUUUGGUAGUUUUACAGUUAUGGGAUUUCUUCCCAAUCAUCUCCAGGAUAGAGAGGAGGGGUUUGCUUGUACCAAGGUUUAUGCCUGAGUCACUGUGAUUGGCUAAUGUACCAUACUUGUCCCAGUCUUCCAUCUGGUCCCCUAGGGGAGUGUCCACCAGGUGGGAGACCUGCAUAAAUACCGGGCAUGUAGCCCUCAAUAAAUCAGAUUCCUGUUUUACCCUCAAGACGGAGCUUGGUCUCGUGUUUGGGGGGAUUGCUACUUUGGAGUAUUAUUUCGCCUGUUCCAGGAGAGGAGGAGUUCGUAUGAUUGUCCAUUCUGAAGUUUGGAGCUUUCCCUUGUAUUCAGUUUGGGAGUUUGGCGGUCUACAGUAAUUGUACCUGUGUCUCUAAAAGGGGAAGAUCUACUAAACGGCGGUUUCACUCAUUUAUGCUGGGAGUAUCUUAACAGAUUUCAAUACCAAGAAGCUGAAGGGGGAGGGAGGGAGGAAGGGCAAAGCAUCUAGGUUAAACUGGGCUGGCAGGGUCUCUGUGGCAAUGUCCUGCUGUGACAGGAAAAUGAAGGGGGAAGGGGAGAGAGGUACAGGCAGACACUACAUUCACAAAUGAAGGGGGAGGGGGAGAGGCGUAGAGCAAUACAUUUCACCCCCUUUUGUUGAUCCACAGCUACAUGUACAGGCACAAUACAAGAAAGACAUAGAAAUAAAAGUGGGAACACAUAAUGCAAGGGGAAAACACACGAAUAAGCAGUGGGCAUGGUCAGUGGUGUAUUUUGGAUAUGUGCUGCCCUAGGCAUGUCAAAACUUGGGUACCCCCCACCCUAUCUAAAUUUACCCCGCCCCUACCUGUUUAAGACGAACAUGCAGUUUGACUGACAGACACACUCUGACACACCCAUUCACUGACAAGCACACUCUCAGAUUCACACACAUUCACUGGCAGACACACACACACACAGUCACUGAAAGACACACACAUUCACGGACAGACACACACAUUCAUGGACAGACACACACACAAACUCUGAUACUGACACAUUCAUACACUUACAAAGUAUUAUAGAUAUUUUAAAAAUGUUAAUUUGAAUCCACCCAGCCUCCCUACCUUUGGGAGAGCUGAAGUGGAUUCUUACCCUGAGGUCCAGUGGAGCUGGCUGGUGGCUGGCUGGUUGCUGCUCUGCCUGGGCUGGCUGGCUGCUGCUCUAGCUGGGCUUGCUGGGCGGCAGGGCAUGCAGGCUUUCAGUUGUGGCAGCGAGGGAGUUGUAAUCGUCCUGCUCAACUCCCUCGCUCGCCGCUCAGUGGAUGCUGGGAGCUGGGUGACAUCAUAUCCCAGCUUCCAGCAUCACUACGGGGUGCGAGGGAGCUGAGCAGGAAGAGCUCAGAGGGCACCCACCCUCCCCCCUGGCCACACUUAGAGCAUAUUAAAGCCUCGGGGGGGCCCUGAGGUGGCCAGAUUACUUGCAUUACUGAUGUUUAGUCUGUACUGUGAGAAUUCCUUACAUUACAGAAUACAUGCCUCUGUUUUUAUUGGCUGCAAAAGGUACAUUUCUUUCAGAGACUGGGAAUUUGAAACAUGUUGAAAUGUGAGAGGGGGGUGGCUAAGGAGGCUGGGUUACACUGCUGAAAAUAGAAAAACAUUUUACAGCACUGAAUUGAAAGAAAGGAAACUAACCAGAGGUAUUUUGAGCUUAUUAGCUUUAAUUUAAGCGAAACUUGCUUAGUUGCCUGGAGUAUACCUUUAAUAAAGCAGUUUUUGUGUAUAGAUCAUACCCCUGCAGUCUCACUGCUUCAUUAAACAAAAGUUGUUUUGGUGACUAUAGUGUUCUCUAACGGCCGCCAGUUACUCCCUGUCAGUAGGUGGAUGGUUUUAAACAGUGACAACUUGCUUAAAGUAGUGACAGGUACUUAGAAAGUAGUGGCUGGCCUGAUUAGAAUUGUGACUCUAUGGAGACCACAAGCCGGCCGGGGUCCUCCGCUAGAGCCGUGUGUGGCAUCCACACACACUGCAUAAAGCUUGAUAACUUUACAUUCUGAGCUGGCUGCGUGCCCACAUCGUGUAAUUAAAAGUGCUGCUCGCAGUGCAAGCACACUCUUAAUGGGCAGGUAGUUUCAGGCUCCCAUUGAUCCACGUCAUUCCGGUGCACCCUAUUGUGUUUUUUGUCCCAGUACCCUUUAAUGCGUUCCUUGACCUAUUGUAUUGUAUUCCUGUAUUGACCUUGACUUUGUUCCGGACUCCAUGUUUAUCUUUAACUCUUUCCUGUGUUGCUUGUCUGUCUGACUGAUUACCGUGUACCUGACUAUGGCUUGUUCUCAUUUUCGCAUUCUUUUGUCUUUCUGUUACCCUGACCUUUUCCUCUGUUUACUUUAAGGCCGGCCAUUCCAGGGCCCAGUUAUACAUUUUGUUAUUUGCUGUCCUGAAAUCUGCGUAUUGGGAUUUCACAUCGUGACACCAACAGACCUACCUUGAUGUAUGAAAUUUAAUCCCCAUAUGAGUGGUUGUUUGAUCCCUUUACGUUCUUGAACAAUCUUAUUUUACAUUAAGCAUGAACAAAACAAAUCUAUUGAUUAUUCUGACAAUGCAGCUAAAAUUACAUCUGCAGUUAAAUUUCAAACUAAAUAAUGUACAAAUAAUUUAUUAGGAGUUAGUUUUUUGAUUGAUAAAACAGAUUAUGUUAAUCCAUAAGGUUAUUGCUAACAAAAUAAAGGUUGUUGAUAUUACUGUGUGUAUGAAAAGAAAAGAAAUUGAUCCCUGCAUUGGGAAAAUUUUGUAAAACAUACAAUUCUGUUAAAUUUGAUGUAGAAAAUAGACAAGAUCAGAAAUUGAGCUGAAGUGUUUAUACUGUCAUGUAUGAUACUGGGGAUUUUUUGUGCAUUAAUAAAGUUUUGUUUUGUUUGGUUUUUUUAGGAAAAAAGUUCUUCUUAUAUGACCCAGUAACUGGAAAUAGCUCCAGUCCUCAGUCACUUCAAGAAAACUGGGUGGGGAUUAAGUUGCCAAUCACUGCAGCACUAAGCUUAAAGAAUGAGAUGUUCCUCAUUGGCAAGAAGACAUUUCAGAAGAUCCUUUUGCUGACAUAUACCCAGGAUAGAGUGUUUGGCAACAUACACCAGCAAAAAAAAAUAGAUCAACUUCUUGCUUGUGAGUCUACAAAAGCUUAGAGAUAAUAGAAUCUCCUACAUUUAUAUUAUAUUAAUUAUAAGUGCACAUCUCAUAACAUACAGAACUGACAAAUAUUGAUAAACACUGGAACUAGAAUAUAUUUUGAAAGCAAAAAUGUAGAAAUCAUACUGUCUUUAUCCUUUGUUAAAUAUGCCAACAUGCACAUGUAUGUUUGAUGCUAUUAUUUGAAUAUAAAAAUGCAUAUCCCCAUGCAAGUGAAUAAAGACAAAUUUUCUGAAUAAAGAUGAAAAUUGAUAAUUGGGAUGUCUUACGUGGGAGCUAAUGUGCAUAACAACAUACAUAAAAAGUGACAGACACAUCAAUCAAAUAGUUUAAUGUAACAUAACUGAAAG